GGAAAAGAAGAAAGCAGCUGAUGGUUACAUCUCAGAGGCUCUAUGCUCCGGCUUCGGACGGGUGAGGAGGAAGCAAGAAGCUGUGACAUCUCCCGGCUCCGGCACGUCGUUUUACAAAACGAUGAGCGACUCGUCGACGAGAUGCUCUGCCAGGAGAUCUACAAGAAAGUCAUCAACUGCCGAGGAGGGUGGGGCAUCGCCGGCACCCCCCUGCAUGCUGCCGUGUCCAAAGGCCACCUGGGCGUCCUGCAGGUUCUGCUAGCUCACGGAGCUCUGGUGGAGUGCGUGGACGUUAAGGCGCAGACGCCUCUGUUUGCAGCGGUCAGAGGGAAAUACCUGGACUGUGUUUUAGCUCUCCUCAGAGCCGGCGCCAACCCCAACGGCAGCCCGUCCAACAACGGCUCUCCGGUCCUCACUGCAGCGCGAGAAGGCGACGUGGAGAUCCUGAAGCAGCUGCUCAUGCACGGCGCCGAGGUGAACUCUCGCUCUAAGGUCUUACUGUGGACCUCCAGCGCCAGGGUGAGCAGCGGGCCCCUGUACCUGGCUGCUGUUUACGGACACAUGGACUGCUUCAGACUGCUGCUGCUCUUCGGCGCCGACCCGGAUUAUAACUGUGGCGACGCGAAGGUGCUGAGCUCCGUGAAACAGCCCAAAACUGUGCUGGAGAUGUGCCUGAGGCACGGCUGCAGCGUGGAGUACGUCCAGCUGCUCAUCGACUUCGGAGCCAACGUCUACCUCCCCACGCUGAUCAUAGAGAAGUCCACCAAGCAGAACGAAGCCGUGGAGCUGCUCCUGAGAGAGAGAGGAAAUCCCAAAUCGUUGACUUCUCAGUGCCGACUCGCCGCGCGACGAUACCUGAAGAAGAUCAACAAGAUCCACCAGAUCGAGCAGCUGGACCUGCCAACAAGUCUUAAAAACUUCCUGCAAUAUAAAGAUGCCCCCGUCACUGCUCUGUAGACGAGGGGGGG
Messenger RNA from Nematolebias whitei (Rio pearlfish), 968 nucleotides. RefSeq names its product ankyrin repeat and SOCS box protein 12. Bases 43 to 957 code for a protein of 304 amino acids. The record is from RefSeq and is a predicted model, not a curated record. The transcript is spliced from 3 exons. Gene Ontology annotation, molecular function: RNA binding; protein binding; RNA nuclease activity. NCBI's taxonomy places the organism in Eukaryota, Metazoa, Chordata, Actinopteri, Cyprinodontiformes, Rivulidae. Gene Ontology annotation, biological process: RNA processing; intracellular signal transduction.